AUCCUGCACCCAACAGACACAUUGCCUGUCUGAACAUGACAGCCUGAUCAUGCCACUUCACAUGGUGAUGUGACACAGGGACCUGGUCUGUGGUCCAGACUUAGAGGGUGUGAUGUAAAUGCAGGGCUGUGGUACAGACAAAAACACCAGUGAACAUCACUGGAUUUGGUGUCACAAAGCAGGUGGGGAGGGCAGGGAGAAGCCCCAUUGUUGAGUACGUCUGUUUUGGGAUAGGAGGUGAGAUUGCCCCUCAGUAGGGCACCCAAGCUAGCUUUGGGAAAGGGCAGCUGUGAAGGCAGCAUUCCUUGGCUGGACCAUGAGUGUCUGCUCAGGUAGCUCGUUCAUAGUGAAACCCCUGCUGCCAUGUCUUCAUUGCUUUUACAACCCCCUGCAUUGUCUCAUUAGUAGAGCGACUGCAUUUUAGUUUUUGUGUGGACAUACCUGGAGUGUGAGACCAGAGCCACAGCAUUAGCCAGAAGCCUUUAAUAUAAAGGCAUGUGGUAUGUCUCUCAGACAGUAUUCUGCGACUGCUUGUAUCUCUUGGAGUAUUUGGUUUAGUCCUUCAUUAAUGUCUUCCUUCUUUCCUUUCUUCCUCCUCUGCAUUUUUCCCUCAAUUCCACAAUGUAAAACCCAAAUGAACCCACAAACAAACACAACUCAAAUUGCCUGUGUGAACACGUGGGCCCGUAGCCACCCAUCGCUGACAAGUGCGAUGCAGGCUCCCUUCGCCUCCGUCUAUAACCCCCUGCAGGCGCAGACCUCCGAGCCAGUGCAGCGGAGGCACAGCACCUCCUCCGUCCCCAGCCAGGUCCGAGUGGGGCCCGAGCAGCUGAAGUGCGUGGCCCAGGUCUGCCCCAACAGUCCCAUGGAAGUGGAGGUGCCAGGACUCAAAGUGCUGCAUGUGCAGUUCAAUUCUCCCCUGCAGCUCUAUUCACAGAGCAACAUCAUGGAUUCCCUGCAGGGGCAGAUCUCUUCUGUUAGCCCCGAUUUCCCCAGUUUAGAUCAGCAUAACCAGCCCCCAGGUGGCAUUGUCAUAGACAGAGAAUCUGAGGUUUACAAGAUGCUUCAGGAGAAUCAAGAGUCAAAUGAGCCACCCAGACAGUCUGCUUCAUUCCUAGUGUUGCAAGAGAUUCUGGAGUCAGAAGAGAAAGGAGACCCUACCAAACCGUCUGGAUUUAGGAGCGUCAAAGCCCCCACCACAAAGGUGGCCUCAUCGAUUGGGAAUGCCCAGAAGCUGCCCAUGUGCGAUAAGUGUGGAUCUGGCAUUGUAGGGGUCUUUGUGAAGAUCCGGGACAAGCAGCGUCACCCCGAGUGCUACGUGUGCAGCGACUGUGGCACCAACCUCAAGCAGAAAGGACACUUCUUCGUGGAAGACCAAAUCUACUGUGAGAAGCACGCGCGGGAGCGGGUGAUUCCCCCAGAAGGCUACGAGGUGGUCACUGUCUUCCCAAAGUAAACUGCACUGCUUGCAAAACCAGUGUGAAUGGUUUAACCUCUGCUGCUUUUCCUUGGAAAGCAUCAUCCCUUGCCCCCCUGCCGAAUCUUGUUUGCAAUAAGGAAUGCUAGGCGUGGCUUUGACUUUCCUUGCCAUUAUUAAUCCUCCAUCUGUUUACAUGAGAGGUCACUAAUUGUUCAACAUUCUUUUCGGCUCUUCUUUCACUGUUUUUUUUUUUUUUAAAUACACAGAUUUUUUAAAUGUUUUUCCCUCCUUUGUGCUGUCAAUCGCACAGGAAAAUCAGAGGCCAAAGUCAGAUUACAGCUCUUCUGUGUCACAGUUAUUUGCCUUCUAUUUGCAUUCAAUAAAUGGGGUCAAUCCACAAGGCAGAUGUGUCUGCUUUCUCCUGGUAUCCCUGUGCACUGGACCAGGGUUCCCUGGGCAGCAGCAGACGUUCAUGGCUGUGUUUACCCUGGAGAAUAGUGGGAGGGAAUUACAGUCAGACUGGGCUCACCUGCUAUUUUGUUGGCAGCUGCCUGCUGGCACCCAGCAAGGGCCAGGAGGGCACAGCCAAGGCACCGACCACAGCUGGCUCUGGUGGCCUGUCCCCAGUGCAAGGCAGCUGAGAGCUGCCUCCUCUCCAUCCAGCACUGUGUUUUGAUGGUGGGACUGGGCACUUCAGUGCUUCCCUUUACCAGGUGUCCCUCUGUUCCCCACAGUAACAAAUAGCUCCAUCAAAAAAUGUCUACUUGAUGCUUGCUGGAAACCAGGGAGUCCUGGAGCAGAGGGGAAGGUUUGAGUGGCCAUAGUCCCUGUCCCUGUUCCGUCUGUCCCUGUCCAUUCUGUGCCAGCUCCCCCCCCAACCCCCUGUGCUGCAGGCUGGGGGCUGGGUGCAGGCUGGUGAGGGUGGAUCUCACCACCACAUUCCCCCUCGUCCAACCCAGGGUGGACCCCAUGGCCAUGGUUAUUUCUGUCUGGAGACAUCUGGGACAGUCCCCUGCGCAAAGCCCCAGGUGGCUGCCAGAGGCAUCACCCUGCUCCCCAUGCCAUGGCUGCUGGAGGGUGCCUUUGGGCUUGAUGUGGGGAGGGGUCACACGCCCCACGUGCGCUGGAUGAGUGGCUGAUGGUGUCUGAGCUGCAGCACCUCCAUCCAUGUACAGCAAACCCGUCUGCGCUGACGUUACUUCACUGCUCACACCUCUGAAUGAGAUGCUGCCUGUUCUUUUGGUGUGAAAAUAAAUGGUUUCUAAGA
Molecule: messenger RNA, 2687 nt
Organism: Tyto alba (common barn owl)
Lineage: Eukaryota; Metazoa; Chordata; Aves; Strigiformes; Tytonidae
Gene: PDLIM1
Product: PDZ and LIM domain 1
Exons: 4
Coding region: 503-1456 (317 amino acids)
Biological process (GO): heart development; muscle structure development; actin cytoskeleton organization
Cellular component (GO): adherens junction; filamentous actin; Z disc
Molecular function (GO): actin binding; muscle alpha-actinin binding
Source: RefSeq, a predicted model, not a curated record